Messenger RNA from Centropristis striata (black sea bass), 1930 nucleotides. RefSeq names its product paired-like homeodomain 2 (gene pitx2). Gene Ontology annotation, cellular component: nucleus. Gene Ontology annotation, biological process: regulation of transcription by RNA polymerase II; anatomical structure morphogenesis. Gene Ontology annotation, molecular function: DNA-binding transcription factor activity, RNA polymerase II-specific; RNA polymerase II cis-regulatory region sequence-specific DNA binding. The coding region runs from base 304 to 1245 and encodes 313 amino acids. NCBI's taxonomy places the organism in Eukaryota, Metazoa, Chordata, Actinopteri, Perciformes, Serranidae. The record is from RefSeq and is a predicted model, not a curated record. The transcript has 3 exons.
CAGAGCGGUGGAGUGUGUGUAUGCCUCUGGAUCUAAUAUCACCUACCUGUCCUUGUCACUCUGAUAGUCAGCCGAGGUAGCCGCUGUUUACCACCGAUGCUAGAAUGGCACCACUCAAUGGCCUAAUUUAAAGCAUUUUACAGUUUAAACAGAAAGAAGGUUUCAUCUCAGCCGCAGGAGGAACUGCUCUGCUGUGCGUUUUUUGGAGAACUGAAGACAUUCCGCAGACGGACUUUCCGCCUCUCCUCGUUGUACUGAAGGGACUUACUCUGCUUUUGACAGCCAGCUUUGCGAUCUCUACCGAUGAACUCUAUGAGGGAUCCUUUAAACAUAGAACACCACCAUCUAACAGGGAAUAAACUUGCCUCCACGCACCACACGGCUCUGGCGAUGGCCUCUACUCUACAGCCGCUGCAGCGGUCUGUGGACUCUAAACACCGGUUAGAGGUGCACACGGUGUCGGACACGUCCAGUCCGGAGUCUAUCGAAAAAGAAAAGAACAACAAUAAAAACGACGACUCUUCAGAUGAUCCUUCUAAAAAGAAGCGGCAGCGGCGGCAGAGGACUCACUUCACCAGCCAGCAGCUGCAGGAACUGGAGGCCACUUUCCAGCGGAAUCGCUAUCCGGACAUGAGCACGAGGGAGGAGAUAGCCGUGUGGACCAACCUCACAGAGGCCCGGGUCAGGGUUUGGUUCAAGAACCGUCGAGCCAAGUGGAGGAAACGGGAAAGGAACCAACAAGCCGAGCUCUGCAAAAACGGCUUCGGCCCGCAGUUCAAUGGACUCAUGCAGCCCUAUGAAGACAUGUACCCCAGCUACACGUACAACAACUGGGCUGCCAAGGGCCUCACGUCGGCCUCUCUAUCCACCAAAAGCUUCCCCUUCUUCAACUCCAUGAAUGUCAACCCCUUGUCCUCGCAGACCAUGUUCUCGCCUCCCAACUCCAUAUCCUCCAUGACUUCCAGCAUGGUGCCAUCGGCGGUCACGGGAGUGCCGGGCUCCAGCCUCAACAGCCUCAAUAACUUGAACAACCUCAGUAACCCGUCCCUCAACUCGGGGGUGCCCUCCACGGCGUGCCCCUACGCGCCUCCGACCCCUCCAUAUGUGUACAGAGACACUUGUAACUCCAGCUUGGCCAGCCUGAGACUGAAAGCCAAGCAGCACUCGAGUUUUGGAUACGCCAGUGUGCAGAAUCCGGCCACUAAUCUGAGUGCUUGCCAGUACGCCGUGGACAGACCAGUCUAAUACCUACCUGCACUGCAAAAAAUAACCACCACAGCAAGUCAUUAUAGGCGAGUAGUGACGCUUAAAGUGUGAUUUUUCUCUGAAGGGAGAGAGGAAAUCUGGCAGUCAGAUAAUUAUACUUUUUUCAGGAAAUUUCCUGAUUAUAUGGCAUUUUCAGAUUCUGACAUUUUUUCCUCAAGAUUUUGCCACUUUUUCAACAAGUGAGAUUAUUCCAUCUAUUUCUGGGAGAAAACAUGUGAUUUUGAGGGUGAUUACAACACCACAAUGGCUUGUUAGGGUGGUCAUUUUUUGCAGUGUGUGGGUAAUGAAAAACAGCCGGCCACAGGAACAAGAGACUACUACAACUACUUUUUCAUUUUUCAAAAAGGGCACUAGAAGACUGAACCACUGAAACAAGCUCAACUCCAGGUCGGAGUCAAAACUGAAACGGGAGAUUUUAGGUUUAUUCCCCUUUUUGAUGAGUCCAGGCCUGCUUCAUACUGCGCCACAGUUUAAAAAAAGGCCUGUUUUAUUUUUCAUAGCUCGUCAUGAGGGUUUUUUUUUCAAUGGUGGGUUUUUGGACGUUAAUUGUUGACUGAAAAGGUUGUAUAUAUAUUUGAACUAUCAUCUCCUGUUUGUUGAGGCGAAUGCGCUAUAACCCUCCAGUCCUCUCCAGGUUCAAUUUAUCAACGCAUGUGGAAGAAAA